Molecule: messenger RNA, 9139 nt
Organism: Dermacentor andersoni
Lineage: Eukaryota; Metazoa; Arthropoda; Arachnida; Ixodida; Ixodidae
Biological process (GO): regulation of transcription by RNA polymerase II
Cellular component (GO): nucleus
Molecular function (GO): protein binding
Source: RefSeq, a predicted model, not a curated record
CGUACGUUGCGUUAUCUAUAGUUGCGAUCCCUACCAGACCUUCGUGACCAUCUUACACCGUGCGCUCGUCUAAAUAUUAGCAGCAACACCGCCAUCGUGCGCAUCGGAUCAGAUCAAAUCGACAUCGCCAUCAGUGGAAACUGCAAGCAGUCGAGAGAAGCGCAAGGAGGGACAUCUCAGCAUCAAUAUUGAACGUCAGCUACGAGUGCGAAAAAACUUCGAGCACGAGGACGUUGAGAUCGCCAAACAGAACCCGCGGCGGCGGACGAUGGGUGGCCUGACGGCGCAGCACUUCUGCCUGAAGUGGAACCAGCAUCACGGCAGCUUGGUGUCGGUGUACGAGGAGCUGCGUAGCCGCGACGCGUUUGUUGACGUGACGCUCGUCUGCGAGGAAGGCGUCAGCAUGAAGGCGCACAAGCUGGUGCUGGCAGCGUGCAGCCCCUUCUUCGAGGCGCUGUUCGAACGCAACCCGUGCGCGCACCCGGUGGUCAUCAUGAGCCAGACGCGCGAGGCCGACCUGCGCACCCUGCUCGAGUUCAUGUACCGGGGCGAAGUGAACGUCGCGCAGGACCAUCUGCCGGCGCUGCUGCGUACGGCCGAGCUUCUCCAGGUACGCGGCUUAGCCGAGGUGGCCGGCGAGAACCCCUGCUCGGACGAAGGAGGGCACCCGUCGCAGGCGCAGCAGCCGGCGUCCAGCGGCGUCAGGGGUUCGGCCGCCCGGCUGCCCAAGCGCAAGCAGCGGACGCCGCCGCCGCCACCGUUGCAACAGCCCGCGGCACCGCGACACCACGACGAGCCGAGCGAGCCGCUGACUGCCGAGAGACCAGAGAGCCCCGAGCCGGCAGCCGCGGCGCCCAAGGCGCGACCGGCAGCCAAGCCGCCGGCACCCGCGAGCCGGCGCACUUUCGACCACUCGUACUCGGACGACAAGACCAACUGGGUGCCCGCCGUGGCCGUUCACCACCACCAACAUCAGCGAGAGCCGCAGCCCCUGCUGCUGCCUCCGGCGGUCCCGCCGGACGGCGGCACGGCCGCCGCAGCGGACGACCGCCCGCCCGUGUGCAGUGUGUGCUCGCGCGUGUUCUCGACCAAGGGUAACUUGAAGCGGCACAUGCUCAUGCACCGGCCCUACCGGCACAAACACCAGUGCACGCUGUGCCUCAAGACGUUCAGCUGGCCCGGGGACCUGCGCACGCACCUGCGCGUCACGCACGGUCAGGGCCGCCUCAAGCCGCGCCAAAUGGCCUUCCUGUUCACUUAGCCAACUCGCUGUGUGUGACAGUGCUGCUUCGGUGUGCGACGCCGUUCCGAACAGAGCGGGCCGAUGCCCGGCACAGCGUUGUGCGUCGAGGCCGCCCUUCCACUGCCUCGGUGGCGUGGUGCUUAUCCACGGAUCGAGCACGACUGUGUUCACGAGCAGUGACUGCGGAUGGGUACCCAGUCACUGCUCUCGCCGCUCGAUGCCACAGUCCGAAAUUCUCGGUGAAUCACUUUUGGGAAUAGUCUUGCGCAACGCGACAUCCAGUGAGUCACCGCCGAUCAACUCGCUCUGGAGUGAUCAAACUAGAAUACAAUCCCGGGUUUUCAUAGAUCAAGUUUCCACUCCAACACUCUCAGCUGGAGGCUGUGCAGGUGCCGAGCCACAAAACGUAGCUUUGUGGCUCGACCUCCACAAGAAAAGAAUAGCAUGAUGUUCCCUAACCCAUUCUCAGCACAAAAGAUGCAACUCUUUCAGUGUUUGGCAAAUCAGACUUAUGAGAUUAAGCUGUGUGCGACAAUGCAACUGUGCAUGUUCUCUAUGUAAAAUUUUGAAGGAGUACUGACAAAAAAAUGUUUGUCUGGUUUAAUAAAGCAAGAAAUGCUUUAUUAUACUCUACAGAUGUCCCGUAAUAACAGCAUGAGACUUCAAUUCCUCAGGCAUGUACCAAAUUCCGAACUAUACCAUCAUUUAAGUGACAACUUCAAAACGUGAACUAAAUGGAGCAUGGCUGCAGGUGCGAUGACUGGGGCUCCUCAGAAAACCAAAAGUGCUGGUUGGGAGUGGUGGAAAGUGGGAGUGACAAAUGUGGAAGAGCGCCAAGUGAAAGAAGAAAAAAAUGCUGGACGUGGUGCUUGCCCUGCUUUGGCGACGCAGCCACCAUAGUAUGGCUUGCAACCACACACCAGGCUGACUGACGCAUGCAUCAGCGGUUUUUGAUACCGUGUUUCCAUUACCUCCAAUUCUUGUGAUUCGAGGCCUUUGUCAACACACCCAGUGCCAUUAAGUUUCACUCCUUUUGGCACGCGUUUUCAGCAAGUCACUUUACUAGGCGAUAUGAGUAACAAUUUGGUGCACGUUCAAGGAAUUCCGGUAGCAUACUGUUUUUACCUAUCUACAGCAAAAUACAAAAUUUAUGUGCGAAUAGUUCUUUAAGAAUUAGUGCCAGAAACACUCAAGCAGGUCAUAGCGAGCGCAGUAGGUACCACCGCUGCCUAGGUGAUGGGAGACGCGAUUAUUUUCUAUCGAUGGAGGCUGCUGUAGGAGUCAUUCCUUCCGAGCACAUCUUGCAUCAUGGCCAGCCUGCUGCUGCCCAGACUUCUUGUGUGAUCCAACACAGACUGCUGCUGCAAGCACUUACACAUGUGUGACAACACGGUACACAUUUGCACUGCAACAGGACUAGUGGCAAGACAUGCCUGGUGCAAAGCGGGUUUGCAGAGAAGCAAUGGCUGCAAAAAGCGCAAUGUCAGGGUGUGCUGACAUGGCAGGCCAGCAGUGGCUAGCCUGCCAUUGUCUCAGCUGCACUGGAUAGUGUUUCAGAGCAGCAGCCAUGACCUUAUCACUCCUCUGCUCUAGGAAGGGGUGACAGACAAUGUACAGCAACCUGCAGUUUUAUUCUAACAUAAAAAAAAAAAGACUUAGCACUUAAUAUUGCUGCCACUGCUUUCACUCAGAUUUUCAACAUAUAUUGGUCUGCAUUGCGAUAACACAUUGGGCAUAGUCACAUCUGGUCUUUGCAAAGGCAGUCCACGUUUCGACCACAAACUCACUUCUUUGAAGGCAGGGUGCACGUUUGAUGUUGGUUUUAAGUUUUCCCCCACAAAGCAGGCAAGCAGAAAUGGUGAAUCCUUUACUGAAUCGUGCAGGCCAAAAAAUGCAAACUUGUUCUGAUAUUUAAAUGAAAAUAAAGCACUGGUAAGCACAAAGUCCUCAUUAAUAGUUGCUAGCAUAAAAACAAAGUUUCAACGCUGCUUUGUGAGUGAUAAGACAUGCUGCUGGGCUACCGUGGUACGCUUGGCUACAAAGGCCAGCAAUUGUUAAAGCCAUACAGGGGGAGGGUGGAGGUAUUCUGUAGGAGUCCACCUAGCGGACUGUCCAUUUCGGCCGCUGCUGAUUGGCAGGGGCUGCUCGUCUCCUCCUCUCUUGUACUGCUGCAUCCAAUCAGCAGCGGCCGAAAUGGACAGUCCACUAGGUGGGCUCUUACAGAAUACCCCUCUGCCCCCAGAUGUUGCAUUACUUGACCCAGUGGUGUGUACAGUAAAACAGGUGGUGGCUUUUAAUCUUCUAGCAAAAGUACACGCACUCGCUUAAAGGAAGGAACCCAUUUGUGAUUCAGACGCAUUUAAUUAAUGUGUGCAUUAGAAAGUUCGCAAUGCCUAGUCUGGACUGCAGUCCUCAAUUUCAAGUUACAAUCAUAGGCAAAGAAAAAAAUUCGCUCUAUUCCAGAAUCCCUGUUCAGUGUAUACAUUUGGUCAGGGUGGAACCUGCACAGGUUAGAAUGGCUGCUGACAAAUGAGCUCUCAGUCUUGUACCAUUCAUAACAAGGAAGUUACGUACUACAAGUUACGUACUACAAAUUGUGGUCAGCUACAUCAGUAGCACAUAUUAUUAGUUUGCAGAAUGCUUCGGUGCACUAAAAUGAAGUACAACAAUUAGGGAUUAGGAUGGCGACGUAAAGUAUGAGUCCUGCUUCUCCUGCGGCCUGAACUGCCUACGAGAUUUUCCUUAAACCAACUAGCCCAACUUCAUGCUCCUGCCAUUCACAAUGUAACCCGCUGCCGGAAGUUCUAUGCAGCCAAUGCUAAAUAUUUGAGGUAGGGCGCCGUUGGUGUUUUUCGUGGAACCACAGAGAAAAAGUGGAGAUGAAUCGGGAGUAGUUAAAAUUGGAGGUGUGCAAAUGUUUCAUGCUUUCUAAUAACAACCUCAAUAUUGUCCUAUUCGCUUAGGUCCUUAAAUACUUGCUAUUCAAGAACCUUAAUAUUUUUUUUUAAUACUUUACAUGACCGACUGUACAUGAUCAAACAUUAAUUGAAGCAAAAAUGCAAUAGCUUUCAUCCCAUCCACAACAGACACAUAUUAGAGCAUGCUGCAUCCUCAGACAGGCAGAUUUUUUCCGCUAAGCACAAUUCCUUGCAUUAAAACAUGUAGACACGGCAUUCAUAAGUGGGUAUUGUUUGGUGCUAUUUAUAGACACAGCACCUGUGUCUUCUCAUCGAAUUAAGACAGAAUACGUUUUAUUGCAGCAUACUUUGUACAAUAGUGGCACUAUCUGCCGCGGCCAUUUGAACAAGACAAAACAUGCUUUUUCUUUCAUUCUGCUAUCGCUGCAGACGGCACGCAUUGAUGGUUUGGUCGCAAAGGUGUACGCAGAUAUUAGCAGGCCUGUAAGGUUACUUUUCUGAUAACGAUAAUGGUUUUAUGAUAAUGCAUGACUGUAAGCUGUGAAGAGCCCAAAGUUCAUGAACAAUCUGCUUAGUUGUUCCCGACGCUCCCUUUGUACUUUUAAUAAAGCAUGCUUUAUAAUGUCCGGUGUAAUGGCAGCAACUUUAUAAUGUUAUGAAUACUAGGAUGGAAAAAUUGUUUGAUAUUAGAGGUGCAAAGUACAGCCAACAGCAAAAGUUUACGGGAUGCGGUUUCCUCUUCAAAUGUGAAUUCCUGCACUGUUAAGGCAUGACACUUCGUAUUUAAUGAAUCACUGUGUAGGUGGCGAAGGCUACUACAUGCUGGAACAUUUUAUUCAGUGCUGUGUGACCACGCUUCGCGAGAAUUCAGCUUGGCAGAUCCUGUGUCCCGUAAACUUUUGCGGUUGACUGUACAUUAUCCACGAAUUAUUAUUCUAUUCGUUUCUGGCACUAUUCAUAUUCAAAUUGGUCUCAAGAAACUGCUAUUUGUACUCCCCUAGCCGAAACAAAUGAACGCAGUACAGUUUUCACCUGGGAAGGUUCAUCUCAUUGAAGGUAGCAUUCAAGGCUUAGAAGAGCUCAGAGUGAUGUUGUUGACAACAUGACUAUACACAUCCGGCUUACAAUAGCUACUAAGGGCAGUUAUAGUGAGGAUAGCACUGUGCUACCAUGAGUAGUUGGUAGGCGAUUGCCUCUGUGAUAUGCUAUGCUGCUGGGAAUCUAGCAGUAAAUGUGGCCCAUUCAUUCAUUCAAUAGAUUGUUUGUGCAUGCAGAAAACUCUGUACUUGUGUUCUGCACGACUACAUUGUUCAAGAUGCAGCGUAAAAUGCAGGAACAUUGUGCUACUGGAAUACAAUGCAUGUGAGUCUAAGGGCUUUGCGCUAUGACCGUGUGGCCAGGAAGAUGCAACGCAUAGUCAACAGGGUUCUUCUGUGCAUGGAAUGCCAGGCAAAGAACUGAUUUACUGUUGUGGCUUCUCAAUGUCGACAAGAAAACGAACAAAACCAAACGUCUUGAUGGCAAGCCACAAUUAUUUCAAGUAGGGUGGUUUGCUGGGUAAGCUAGUGCGUAGCGAAGGCACGAUUGUCCGAGCACGGUGAAUAAGACACGAACACAAGCAGGAGGAGGACAUGGAACAAACAGUUCAAAGAAUGUAUUCCUCAUCAUUUUCAGACAUUGCCUGGUGCUUAGAUCAUGCAGUCACGAUCGUCGUAUCUAAGAAAUGUUACAACCAUGUAAGCCACAAAUACAGCAUGAAUUUCUAGCAAAAGCGGCUGAUCUCAUCAUCACCUGAGCUGGUAAAUCACGACAGCAGAUUCAGCUUUAGAGUUGCAGGUUGAGAGGCAAUAACAUCUGGAAGGAUGUGCUACGUGCAUGCACAGUCUGGUCACUGAGCUGUGUUUCAUUUGUAUGCUUUAAAGAAGCCCACGUACAUACUAUCACUUGUUUUGCGCCACUCCUGCUUGUCUCAACUUUUUCUAUUCCACACGUGCUCACUGUUCCUAGACGUCCUUCAUGCACACACUGGUGUCACUUCGGUAUAAGCAUGGAUGCUUGGUUGUCAACUCCGCGACAUGUAACAAAAGCAAAGAAAAAAAGAAGGGCCUGGUGGCCCUUGUGAUGUCAUUUUCUUGCGUAAGUGCUUGACUUCAAUAAGAGAAAAGGAAUGGGAAAAGUGUUGCCUACGGGAGAGAAUGUCUGUGCAGUGGGAAUCGCUCUUGCCUCAGGCCAGCAUUGUCAUAAGUGGCAUAGCCAGGGAGGGGGGCACACCAGGCACAUGCCUCCCUCCCUGAAAUAAAUGUCUUGCUAGGUCACUGACUGUCUUGCAAAAUUUCAUAUCUCUUUGUAUUUCUAUUACUACUGUACUGAAUGCUUUUGAAGACUAAAUUCCCAGAGGAGAAUGCUUCUUGCCGUGUUUACAAUAUCCAGUACAUGAUAAGGGGACACUUGGACAACAGGAAAGGACACUGGGGAAGAUGCUUAGGAACUUACAAGGAGGGAUGGAAUGAAAAGAACUAUGUGGCUAACAAUUCAGAGAACUAUCUUCUUAUCUGGUAAUAUCAAGUACACAGAUAGCUGGCAGUUUUGAGACCAAGAGGAAUACAGUCGAAUUCCUUUAUAUGAAGUGCUUGGGGCCUCCAAAAUCAUUUGUUAUACACAUCACUUCGUUGUAAAGGUCAUGCACCACACAAUAAAACCGGGGCAGAACUAUUCCUUCUUUACCUAGGUCAUCUCGUUGAAGAGGCGCUCGACUGUAAAUAGAAGCGGCCAGGUCUGUAGGGAAUAGAUGGUGGUCUAUUGGAGUAGCAGAAUGGGUGUCGCGCGAAGGUUAAGUCAGCGGCAGUAGACGAUUAGAUGGAGUUCAGGAAAUUUGCAGGCAUAGAAUGAAGUGAGCUAACACAAGAGUGGGGCAGCAGAAGGUCACUGGGGGAAAGGCUUUUGUGGUGCACUGGACAUAAAUUAAGGUGAUGCCAAAUACAACAUCCACAUGGGCCAGGAGAGUAAAAUAUUAGGUAGAUGGAAGAUUAUACAUUUGCCAAUAGAGGCAAUGUUUACAAAAAGCGAAGGCUUAGUGCCAAAAACUACGUAAAAACAAGACAGAUGACACCACCACCUUGGGAUGCUUGCACCACAACUGUAUUCUUGACCAAUUAUUUUUAGAGCGGUUUCAUGAUGCAGUAUUAUGCCUUACUAAAGUGCUGGACAAUCUAUACAUGUGCUUGGAAUUAAGCAGCAUGAAAUUAGUGAUGGGUAGUCUGCCAUUUUUUUGAUCACAUUUGCUGCUUUGGUUCAUUGUGCUCUAAAAGGGAUAUAUACGUGAAACUGAUUAUCAAUGAUACAUCCAUGAUGACUAGAAAUGUAUCAAAGGCUAGUUAAACUCUCAAGAAAAAAAAUGAUUGUGCUGCACAUACAACUUGACUCAGACACGUAUGUCUUGUUGCACAGGGACCAAAAUGCAGCAACAGCCACAUACUUCAAGGGACGUGCUACUUUGAUUCUCUCUGCCUAUAGGUCACCUGCCUCUAUGGAGAAAUGCAUAAUGGGUUCUGGAGAGAUUCAUCUGUUGCAUGUCUAGACAAAGGUAGCCAUUUCCCUUUGGUGUUCCUUUAACCAGACUGCUGUUCCAGCAAUGGGUGCAGUAUGUAGGAAGUAGUGACAUCCAUGCACUGUUUUCGAUAAAAUCUUUGACAAGUGCUAUGGCCUAGGCAGCACAUGGACACCUUCUCCAUUGUCAGCACCUGUGCAACUUGUGCUCUAGUUACCCUAACCAUGGUUAUGACUACAGUUAAACUCCCAUCGAAAUCCUAACUGUAGUUAUUUAAAUAACUACAGUAACUUUACAUUCAAGCGUGGUUUAGCUUAUCACCUAACAAUGAAUUACAGCAGCAGGCUGUAAUUGAAGUUCAACCCAACCAUGGUUAUUGUAUCCAUGAAACUGGUACUAGUGGAGGAAGUACCUUGGAAGGGCCAGAGAUUGGUCUAGUUCAUGUGCUUUGAAAAACCCGAGCAAGCAAAGUACCCUUCAUUUUGUCUUCACUUGUGUUGUGUUGUGUUAUGCCAGCUCAGGCUUUUCGAAAAGAAGUUCCGUGUACAAAGAAAGGCAGGCUUGACAAGAUUACCUUCAGCUACACUGGCCACAAUGAAAUGUCUACCAAAUGAACAAUAUGGAGCAAUGCAUCUUUGUGUCAUGUUCAGAGUGCCAUCAAAUCCAAGAAAGGCAGAUGUGGCCUAUGUUCAGAGCCUCUGUAUGUUUCUGUAAGCACCAACAGUGUAUUCCUGAAAGGAGCUUUGUUUCAGAUAGCCUAGCUGGACACGGCAUCCAGGCACCCAAGGACAGCAAUGACCACUACAACCACAGCCUUUCAGCCACAUUUGCAGAUUGAGCAGUGUUCGCGGGGCAGAUAAUGUGACUUCACAAUGGAACAAUCCAAUGUUUGCAGCGAUGUGCAGUGCACAGGUGGGCACAAAUCACUUCAGGCAAAGCAUUCUACUAAUGCACAGAUAUGUUACAAUUGUUCCUGCUCCGCCUGUGAUAAACAUGUACAACCACUGCCAGGCAUUUCGCGCACCUUGUGAUCAUGUGACAGAAAAUUGUACUGGUGGCCAGUUGAGAGCCGAGGUGCACAUGUUUUGUGCUAUUAGAUGGCAUCUAGCAACAGAGAAUGAGUUGCCACUAUAGAAAAUGCUGCGUCUGCUAUUCACACUGAUGGUCCAGUUUCAGCAUUGUAUUUUUCACACCUGAAAGAAAAGGCAAAGGAUAAAGAGGCCGGUAGACCUGCAACCUUGGCCAUUCACGCUGAUUUACUCGCAUCCUGGGUGUGCAAGUACUGUGUAGCUCUGUGCCCAGUGUCGAACUUCUGGUGUGCAUGCCGAAUGAAGCAAGGUGUAUGUGAAGUAGUCUGAUGGUGUUUCUGGAGAUCUUGCAUAUAUGUAUGUAUUUAAAUCCUGCCAUGCAACAAUGUGAUAUUCUUCUGUA